AUGCCUCCCAAAACCAAGAAGCGCGUCACCAAGGCUGAUGACUACGACUCCGAUGGCGGUUUCGUCGAAGAUGCUCCUCAGUCCAAACGCGCCAAAACGGCAAUCUCCAAAGACAAGCAAGUUGAUGAGGAUGGCAACCCUUACUGGGAGAAAGUCGCAGCCGAGCCUGAGCCGGCCGAUGACGAACCAGAGACAAACACCGCUUCUUCCACAAGCAAGCUCGACAGAUUCAAGUAUGAGAAGAAGAAUCACGAAGCUACAAGCGAUGAGGAAGACUGA
This is a messenger RNA of Aureobasidium uvarum, 279 nucleotides long. Lineage: Eukaryota; Fungi; Ascomycota; Dothideomycetes; Dothideales; Saccotheciaceae. The record is from the annotation of a GenBank genome assembly.